Orbicella faveolata is the source of this 3025-nucleotide messenger RNA. RefSeq names its product pre-mRNA splicing factor cwf19l2-like. Lineage: Eukaryota; Metazoa; Cnidaria; Anthozoa; Scleractinia; Merulinidae. Gene Ontology annotation, biological process: mRNA splicing, via spliceosome. Gene Ontology annotation, cellular component: post-mRNA release spliceosomal complex. The record is from RefSeq and is a predicted model, not a curated record.
AGGAAGACUAUGAGCGAGAGCAGCGAAGAAAAGAACGGCGCAUUGAAAGUGGGGAAAGUUCAUGGAUGCUGCCUUCACUGAGCGAGAGGUUGACAGCAGAAGAUGAAAGCAACGACAAGGAUAAAUCAAAGAGGAAGAAACACAAGAAAGAGAAGAAACAGAAAAAGGACAAAAAAGAAAGAAAGCACAAGAAGCAAAAGAAAAGUGUUACAGAGGAGAAGUCAUCAGAAUCAGAAUCUGAUAAUGAGUGGGUUGAAAAAGGAACCAACACUUCAACAACUGAUACUGUGAAGUCCUCGACAGUGCCCAGUCAACCUCAGCAGCAGCGCGAAAGCUGGAUGCUUUGCCCACCAAUCACAGAACACUCUUGGGAACCAAUAACUGUAGAAGAAGAUCAAAAGCAGGAGGAGACAAAAGAGGAAGAAGAUGAUGAUAACAUGAAAGCAUUGUCAUGUAUGGAUCGGCCAGGGCAGCAUCCUAAAGAGUUGAACCCUUACUGGAGAGAGGGAGGUACAGGGUUACCAUCAGAGAGAGAGACAUCACGGGAAGCCACUCACAGGGAAGAAAGUUCCAGAAAUUCAUUUAGUAGUGCCUGGUUAAAGAGAGCCUAUCAAAGAGCCAAAGAGGAAGCUGAAGAAGAAGGAAAGAGUUUGGCUGAUGUUGUUGCCAAAAGAUACGGGUCUGUGGAGAGACUGGAGGUGAUGAUCAGGGAAGCAGAGGAAAGGGAAGCAAAACAAAGAAAGGAAGAAUCAAAGCUCUCAAGCCGAGAAAGAUACCGAGGUGACAGGGACAGACAGGAUAAUAGAAAACGAGACAGAGUUGAAAGAAGAAAUAAAGAAAGAAGCCCAGACAGAUAUGACGGGUACAAAGCAAGGUCACAUGACAAAUCUAGUGCUAGUUCAUACAGGUCAGCCAGAGAUACCGAGGAACACAAAUGGAGAAGGAGAGAUGGUGAAGGAAGAGAACCAGUUAAACUUGACACUGCAAGAUUUUUGCGGCCAGACGACAGCGACAACAGGUCUUCGUUUGCUGGAAAGUUCAAGCGUCCGCCGUCAUCAUCCUCAACAGUGACGUCAUCCACAUGGGACUUUGACUCAAAAGAAGAAUCCAGGCGCAGCGAAAGACAUUCCAGUGAUGGACCAAGCUCCAGGCCCUCUGGCGGGUGGAGAAAGAAGAAAGAGACUGGAAAUGACAAAGGAUCAUCUCCUCGGGAAGAACAGGAUGCUGGGAAAGAAAGCGUAGGCCAGGAAAUAAAACGACAAUCCGAAACAGACAGCAGCUUGAGUUCAGAGGGAGAAGAAGAAGAGAAGAGAACGGUUGUGAUUCCUGCAAAGAAAAUCACCGAAAAAGAUCUUAAUGACAUUGGAGCAAAGAUUGUUAAGGCAGAAAUCAUGGGAAAUGAGGAGCUAGCAAUCAAGUUGAAAUCACAGUUGGAAGAAAUGAGGAAAAACAAGGAGCUUCAAGAAGCUGGAAUGAAGGGGAGUGGCCCAGCUGAACGCGCCGAGGAGAUGGUGGUUUUAACACGGUCUGAUGCAAGUGGAAAUGUUUGGCCGCUAGAAAUGACCGAGCGACAGGAACCGAGAGGAGGACGAAGAAAACGAAAAAAGGUGGAGACACAUGGCAAGGAAGGGACAAGGGAGAGGUAUUUUGCAGAUGACGACAGAUAUGACCUGAAGGAAAUGGUGAGAAGAGAGAAAAUGAGCACUGUGGAUGACCAUGAGGCAAUGAUGGCCAAGCUUGCGGCAAAGGCGGCAAAGACUGGUUACUCAGAUGACUUCACGUUAGAUGAUCGUUUUGUGUCAUCCGCUGCAAACAAAAUUUCUCCGGCUGAUCAGGAACGACGAGCAAAGCAGAGGGCAAUCCGAGAACACAAGAUGUUGGCUGCUCAACUGUCUAAAUGCCGCUUCUGUUUCGAGAACCCAGACAUCGCCAAACAUCUUAUUAUUGCUAUUGGUCUCAAGGUGUAUUUAGCUGUGCCACUUCACGUGUCUCUCACUGAUGGACACUGCCUCAUUAUCCCAAUGCAGCACUGUUCAGCUUCAACUAUGUUGGACGAGGAUGUGUGCAGUGAAAUACAGAUUUACAAGAAAGGUCUCACCAAGAUGUUUGAAGAAAUGGAGGAGGACGUCGUUUUCCUGGAAACAUGUAAACAGUUACGGAAACAGCAUCAUAUGAUUAUCGAAUGUGUCCCUCUGCCCAAAGACACAGGAGACAUGGCGCCUGUUUAUUUCAAGAAAGCCAUUCUUGAAUCCGAAACUGAAUGGGCACAGAACAAGAAGCUGAUAGAUACCAGAAAGAAAGGCUUGCGAGCUGCAGUUCCCAAGGGACUUCCUUACUUUAGUGUCGAGUUUGGAUUGGACGGCGGAUUUGCUCACGUGAUUGAGGAAGAAGAACUGUUUCCACAUUAUUUUGGCAAAGAAAUUCUCGGCGGAAUGUUGGACCUUGAGCCAAAUAGAUGGAGAAAACCGCGCCGGGAAAACUUUGAAGAACACAAGAGAAAAGUGCUGCGGUUUGCGGAUUGGUGGAAACCUUUUGACUGGACUCAAAGGAUAGAGAGGAAAUGAGAACCAUGAACUGAUGAGGACAGAAAGGGACUGAAAGAACAGAGAGAAAAUCACAACAAUAGAAAUGAGGUACCAAGGAUAUGGAGGAAACGAAUGGAUAGAUAGGAAAUGAGAAUGGCGAGAAAAGUAAAGGACAGGAUGGAAACGGCAGUGAUGAAGGCGAGCACACAAGGUUUAUCUGAUGGAACAGAGACGAAGUGAAAAAUGAAGAUGACUGGAAUACGAUUAACUGACAAUGUAAUGAACAAUUCAUAACAUUAUUAUAUCUCUCAGUUAGUACGCGCGCUGUGAUUGGUCAAUUUAGCGGGCCGUAUUCUACUUUAUUAUAUUUCACAAAUUCACGAAUUCCCAAUUCACGAAUUUGAUUGGCGAAAAUCAGAUUGAAAGCGGUUUAGAUUUUCCCAUCUAGACCGGCAAUGUUUUAAGGUAUUAAGUUGCAAACUAAAAUGCUAAAAUAUUGA